AACUUUGAACAUUCAAUGUUACGUAUGUAGUAAAAGGUGGGGGUUUUUUAUUGAAUAUUGAAAGAAGUCGCAAUACACUCGGCGGUUACACUGAGUACUUACAAACACCGUUAAGUCCAUCGGUGUUUACCGCAAAUGGCAAUCUCCCCAGGUACUUACAAAGCGUUAGAAGUAGAUAGACGACAGAAAACACCAAUCGAACCCUCUCGUCUUUUCUUACAUGUUACGUACAGAAGAGGGGAUAAUUUAGUUUUGACACCUAACCUACCUACCUUACUCAUUAUCAAUAUUACAUAUCAAUAACAUCCUGACAUCAAGUCCCAGUUUGCCGGCCAACAUUCCAACAACCACAUCAACAACCAAAAAACACCAAAAACCACUACACCUAAAACUACCUAGUGAUUUCCAUCAUGGCCGCCGCAAAAAUUUACAACCUGCCCAAGGAUGCAGUCUGGUUCAUUACUGGAUCCUCAUCAGGGAUUGGACUGGCCCUGGCUCAGCUCAUUGCCUCCCACCCUACACAGAGACUAGUGGCUACGGCGCGAAAGUCUUCCAAACUUACCGAGCUUAUAUCCCAGUCUGAACGGGUACUCUUCGUAGACCUCGACGUCACAUCAGAGGAAUCUAUUGACGCCGCCGUUAACACGGCUGUCUCCAAGUUUGGCCGAAUCGACGUCGUGGUCAACAACGCUGGCUAUGCCCUACAGGGAGAUACUGAAUCCAGCCUUGAGGGCGAGGGUAAGGCGCAGGCACGCCAGGUAGUCGAGACGAACUUCUGGGGUACAGCGAGACUGUCUAUUCAUGCCAUGCGCGUCUUCCGAGAGGAGAACCCCAAGACAGGCCAGCAAGGCGGUGUGGUACUCAACGUGACGUCUCUGGGAGGCUUCGCUGGUUUCCCCGGCACUGCAUACUACCACGCCGGCAAGUUUGCCGUCGAGGGUUUCACCGAAAGUGUUAGCAAGGAGGUUAAGCCCGAGUGGAACAUUCACUUCUGCCUCAUCGAGCCUGGCGGCACCAGCACUCGAUUCACGGACGGUGGCAGCAUGGUCUGGCUCGCACCCCACCCGGCCUACACGGCACCGGACUGCCCAGCGAGAAUCAUGGAGGGCUACAUCAAGAACCCGGAGAUGAAGAAGACGUGGACACCAGCCGAGCGUGUUGCCGGUGCGAUGUACCAGGUCGUUGCUCGCGCCAAGCCCAUCCCCAUCAGACUGCCACUCACCCUCGGUGCUUGGCAGGUUGUCAAGGCUGAUAUCGCAGCUUGUGAGAAGGAGCUGGAUGAGGUGAAGGAUCUGAGUAUCUCGGUUGAGGUCAAUGAUGAGAACAAAGUCGGUGAAUUCCUGAUAGGGAACUAUUAGGAGGCAAAAGUAGGCAAGGAAGGUCAAUUGUAUGCCAGCACACGUAUUAACGGUAUCCUCGACCUGCCAAGGAGGUUGUCGUCGCGAUGACCGAUUUUAGAUAUCUGCUCCUAGGUAGUGAUUACUAGGUACCUAUCCAGACUGCCUAGUGCUAUAUAUAGAUGCCUCGAUAGAUUACGUGAAGCUUAGACUGCUUAGAUUAGGUGAUUACUAGUGCUGAGCAGCUGAUACAAUCCAAGCAGUGCUACAUGAAA
Messenger RNA from Hypoxylon fragiforme, 1612 nucleotides. RefSeq names its product NAD(P)-binding protein. The record is from RefSeq and is a predicted model, not a curated record. The coding region runs from base 411 to 1358 and encodes 315 amino acids. The transcript is spliced from 2 exons. Lineage: Eukaryota; Fungi; Ascomycota; Sordariomycetes; Xylariales; Hypoxylaceae.